AAAUUCUGAAGAAAUCCCGAAACUUUACAAACCGGGAAUGUGCCCUAAAGCGGGCGAAAACGAUCAAUUCACUUGUGAAAAGUGUAGCGAAGUGUUCUCUUCGCACAUGACCCUCCGGAUGCACUCCGGCCGCGUCCACGGGCGCCGCGGGCCGCAGCAGCGCUACAUCUGCGAGAUAUGCGGCGCCGCGCUCGCUCCCAAAAGCAUAACCCUCCACAUGAGGAACCACCUCAGCGAGAAGCAGCGCGCCUUCCCGUGCGGCUCCUGCGAGAAGGUGUUCAAGAGCGCGCAGAACAGGGCCAUACACGUCCGGAGACACACGGGCCAGCCGAAGCCCUACGUCUGCAAGUUAUGCGACAAGCGGUUCACGCAGCGACACAACAUGCAAGUGCACCAAAAGUCGUGCCUCAAGCGAAGCAAGAAGACAGAAGACAAGAAUACUGACGUUGGCAGCUGAAUACGGUUACGUAGGGAACUAAAUGCGCAAGAUUUUGUUUAAUCGACCGGGUUUUACGCGAACUUUGCAGCUCCGAUAAAAGGUGUGCCCGUGCGAGUAUCGGGACAAAAAGUUGCCCUUGUAAUAUUCUGAUUAAUAAGCAAUUUUACUGUCAAAUUUCAUCUAAAUCCGUUCAGUCGCAUGUUAUGCGACAAGCGGUUCACGCAGCGACACAACAUGCAAGUGCACCAAAAGUCGUGCCUCAAGCGAAGCAAGAAGACACAAGACAAGAACACUGACGCUAUUAGCUGAAUACAGUUACUUACGGUACUAAAUGCGCAACAGAUUUUCUUUAAUCGACUUGAUUCCCCUUGCGAAUUUUGGGAGAGUUGUUUUGUUAUUCUUCUUCAUAAUCAAUGUUACUGUUAAUUUUAAAUAAAAAUCGUUCAGUCGAAACAAGGCCCAGGUGCACCUCAAAUCGUGCCUCAAGCGGAGCAAGAAGACUAGCGACAAGAAGUCUCGCGAUAAAAAGUAGCCUAUAGAACUCAAUGAUAGUAUUAUAGAUUGGUGAAAUAAUUGUAGGAAUCAGUACAAUACUUUAGUUUUCGGAGCGUAUCCGAUACAAAACAUCAAUUAUUAACUGUUUUAUAAUCAUUUUAUUUACUUAUAUUAAGUAAGUAGAGUGGUCGGAAUCUUAUGAAUACCGUUUAAAUAUACUUAAUACAAACAAAUUCAAACAUUUAACACUUAUAAUUUAUUAUUACAAUACCUGUAUUCAUUACAUUUUUAUUUUAAAAGUAUAUUAAAAAUAUUUAACACUUACAUUAUUUUGUACUAAUGGCUCCUAAACUUAGAACGAACACAACUUAACAACAAAACCAACAAUUUCACCCGAAAAGGCCACGUAAAACUGACUCAUGACUAUUUUCAUCAUCAGUUUCCACAACACCUUUACACCCUUCAGCUUUUACACAAACGAAUUCAUCAACAGGCUUCCCGUAGUCUUGUUUGAUCAUGUCGGCGGCUUUCUCUGCGAUCAUGACAGUUGGGGCGAACAUCUUGGCACACGGCUGCACGGGAAUGAUGCUGGCGUCUACCACUCGCAGUCUACUGAUGCCAUAGACUCGGAGUCUACUGUCUACUACUCCACCUGAAAGAUAAAUCGCUG
Molecule: messenger RNA, 1604 nt
Organism: Plutella xylostella (diamondback moth)
Lineage: Eukaryota; Metazoa; Arthropoda; Insecta; Lepidoptera; Plutellidae
Product: zinc finger Y-chromosomal protein 2
Biological process (GO): regulation of transcription by RNA polymerase II
Cellular component (GO): nucleus
Molecular function (GO): DNA-binding transcription factor activity, RNA polymerase II-specific
Source: RefSeq, a predicted model, not a curated record